This is a messenger RNA of Xyrichtys novacula (pearly razorfish), 184 nucleotides long. The record is from the annotation of a GenBank genome assembly. Lineage: Eukaryota; Metazoa; Chordata; Actinopteri; Labriformes; Labridae.
UUGUCAAUCAGUGAGAGGAGCGGACCAGACACACAGCCGUCCUCAAAGGGUCACACAGAGCGGCCAUUGCAAGCCGGGCCUGUUGACAGCUUGGUGCUCAUUAUCCAGAGUGGGUACCUGAGACAAAUUAGAUCCCUGCAGCGAAGGGAGUUGGUUGAAGGCUCCAGGUGUGACUGCGUCAACA